Messenger RNA from Lasiosphaeria miniovina, 1983 nucleotides. RefSeq names its product lysophospholipase. The transcript has 4 exons. Bases 1 to 1983 code for a protein of 660 amino acids. Gene Ontology annotation, molecular function: A2-type glycerophospholipase activity. Gene Ontology annotation, biological process: glycerophospholipid catabolic process. Gene Ontology annotation, cellular component: cytosol; intracellular membrane-bounded organelle. The record is from RefSeq and is a predicted model, not a curated record. Lineage: Eukaryota; Fungi; Ascomycota; Sordariomycetes; Sordariales; Lasiosphaeriaceae.
AUGCAUCUCCUGCGCGUCACGCUCCUCCAAGCGCUGCUGCUGCUGGUUGCCUUUGCCUGCGCCGAGCCCAUCAGGAGGAUACCGGCGGACGCGGCGGCGGCGGUAGCAGUAGCGCGCGCGGCCCCGGACUCGCCGAGCGGCAAAUAUGCGCCCAAAGUCGUGCCGUGCCCGGCCGUGAGGCCCCGGAUCCGACCGGCCGGCGGCGUGUCGCCCAACGAGACGGCUUGGCUGCAGCUGCGGCGCAGAGCCACGGUCCAGCCCAUGAUCGACUUCAUGCAGCGCGUCGGCAUCCCCAACUUCGAUGCCGCCGGAUACAUCCGGAGCGCCGCCGCCGCACCCGGCAUACCCAACCUGCCCAAUGUAGCCAUUGCGGCGUCCGGGGGUGGCUACCGCGCCCUCAUGAACGGCGCCGGCUUCUUGGCCGCCGCCGACAACCGCACAACGGAUGCCCUCGCGAAAGGGGGAAUUGGCGGGCUACUGCAGUCGACCACAUAUUUGGCUGGCUUGUCUGGCGGCGGAUGGCUUGUCUCGAGCAUCUACGCCAACAACUUCAGCAGCGUCGAAACGCUGCGCAACGGCCGGAAGGACAGCAGCAUCUGGAAAUUCGGCAAUUCCAUCUUCAUCGGCCCCAAGGAGUCGGGCAUCGACAUUUUCAAUACGGCUGAGUACUGGACCGCUGUCGCCCGCCAAGUCGACCAGAAAGACGAGGCGGGCUUCAACACCAGUCUUACUGACUACUGGGGACGUGCUCUGAGUUAUCAGCUUGUUGACGCCCCGGACGGUGGUCCGGCAUAUACCUGGUCCAGCAUCGCCGAGGACGAAUCCUUCAAAAGGGGCUUAGUUCCUUUCCCCAUCUUGGUCGCCGACGCCCGCGCCCCGGGGGAGACCAUCAUCUCCCUGAAUGCCACCGUCUUCGAGUUUAACGCCUUCGAGAUGGGCUCCUUCGACCCUACCACAUUCGGCUUCACACCGGUGAAUUACCUCGCCUCAAACUUCUCGGGCGGUGUAGUCCCAGCAAAUGGCAAAUGCGUCGAGGGCUUCGACCAGGUGGGCUAUGUCAUGGGCACUAGCAGUACGCUGUUCAAUCAGUUCUUGCUCAACAACAUCAGCUCGGUCGCGAGCGUGCCCAAGUUCGUCGUCGACGCCAUCGAGAAGAUUCUGGAGGACCUGAGUGACGACAGGAACGACAUCGCCCAGUAUGCGCCUAACCCCUUCCUGGGUUGGAAGCCCGACACCAACCCAUCGGCCGAUGCGGCCGAGUUGGACCUGGUCGAUGGCGGAGAGGAUCUUCAGAACAUCCCUCUGCACCCCCUGAUCCAGCCGUUCCGCAAGGUCGACGUCAUAUUCGCCGUUGACAGCUCUGCCGAUACCAUCUACAACUGGCCGAACGGCACGGCCAUGCGGGCCAGCUACGAGCGGAGUCUCGGGCCUCUCGCCAACGGGACGCUGUUCCCACCCGUUCCCGACGACAAAACCUUUGUCAACCUGGGGCUCAACAACAAGCCGACAUUUUUUGGGUGCGACGUGCGCAACUUCACGCUGCGGGGGUCGCAGUCGGCGCCGCCGCUCAUCGUGUACAUUCCCAACGCGCCGUACACGGCCUCGAGCAACGUGUCGACCUUUACGCCGUCGUACACGGACGAGGUGCGCAACAACAUCAUCCGCAACGGCCUCAACGCCGCGACCCAGGGCAACGGCACCCUCGACGCGAACUGGCCCACGUGCGUCGCCUGUGCCGUUCUGAGCCGCAGCCUCACUCGCUCCGCGACCCCCGUCCCGGCCGCCUGCGCCGACUGCUUCGCCAAGUACUGUUGGACCGGCAAGCUCGAUCCUGUUGACCGCGGUCGUCCUUACGAGCCUCCGUACAAGAUCGCCAACGAGACUGCCUCGGCACUGUCCGGCGCCGGCCGUGCCGUCUUCACGGACAGGGCGGCAUUGUUGUCCUUGGCCGUGGGCUUGGUUGCGCUCUUGCUCGCUGUGUAA